UGUUCAUUUGUAGUCUUCCUCUUUGUUGAAGUAGAUCCUUCCCUAUGGCUUCUUCAUCUCCAUCUCGUCUCUGGAACUACGAUGUGUUCCUCAGUUUUCGUGGGAAAGACACCCGCAGGAAAUUCACAAGUCAUCUCUACACAGCACUUCGUUAUAGUAAUAUCGUUACUUUCAAAGACGAUAGAGAGAUUGAAGCGGGUGACACAAUUUCCGAUGAAAUCUGCCAAGCGAUUCAAGAUUCUAGGUUCGCUGUGGUCGUUAUCUCGGAGAACUACGCUACUUCUAAGUGGUGCUUGGAGGAACUCCGGAUGAUAAUGGACUUGCACACUGAAGAUAUGAUCAGAGUCGUUCCCAUCUUCUACGGAGUAGAUCCCUCUGACGUGAGACACCAGACAGGAAGCUUCGACACUGCUUUUCAAGAAUACAAAGCGCCAGAAUUGACGGAGAAGGUUCUCCGAUGGAGAUACGCGCUUGGUCAGGUUGCCAAAUUGGCAGGCAUACAUACCGAUGAAAUCUUAGACGAGGCUACAAUGAUUAAAGAUAUUGUUGAAGAUAUUUCAAGUCGGUUGUCAUAUAUGCAUCCAAUAGAUUUUGGAAAUGUUGUUGGAGGGGAGGAUCACAUGGAACGAAUCACUUCUCUGUUGGAUAUGGAAUCCGAAUCUGGAGACGAGAGUUGUAUGAUUGGGAUUUGGGGAAUGGGAGGCAUAGGCAAAACCACCAUUGCUAAGUGUCUCUAUGAUCGAUAUUCUCGUCAGUUUCCAGCUCACUGUUUCAUAGAAAACGUUAAGGAUAUAUGCAGAGAACAUGGACUCUUAUAUUUACAAGAACUAAUGCUUUCCAUAAUCCUCGGUAAAGAAAAAGUUGUGAAGCUGUGGAGUGUAGAGCACGGAUCUCAACAGAUCGAACUAAGGCUUAGUCACCGUAAAGUUUUUCUUGUCCUCGACAAUGUGGACGACGUGAAGCAGUUACUUUUCCUGGCAGAAAAGCCAAGCUGGUUUGGUUCAGGGAGCCGAAUCAUUAUAACCACACGUGACAAGGGUUUGCUCAAGACGCGUGGUGUAAACAGAGUACAUGAGGUUAAGUGUUUGGAAGAAGACGAUGCACUGCGUUUGUUUAACCACUUUGCUUUUCAAGGAGGAACCCCACACUCUCAUAGUUAUAAAGAACUCUCAGUCCGAGCUUCUCGGCUUGCCUAUGGUCUGCCUUCUGCCCUUCAAUCUUUUGGCUUACAUUUCGCUGAGAAGACCACCUUGGAGGAGUGGAACGAAGAGCUGCAUAUAUUUGAAACUUCUCUACCUCAAAGUAUUACAAAAAUCCUAAAAACUAGCUACGAGAGUUUAGACACAAGAGACAAGACUCUGUUUCUUAAUAUUGCAUGUCUUUUUAAUGGAGACCAUGUCCGGCGUGUCAGGUCCCUUCUUGAUGAAGGUGAAUCUAGAAUAAAAGGUUUAGCGGCAAAGUCUCUGAUCGACAUUUCUACUGAUGGGUGUAUAACUAUGCAUGCUUUGGUUGAACAAACCGCAAGAGAACUCGAGAUUGAAGAAGCUAUAAGCAUGCCCCGGAAGUCAAGAAUCAUGUGGGAUCCUGAAGAAAUUUGCUAUGUACUGAAAAAUAACAGAACGAACGAUCAAUUAAUUGAAUGCUUGUCACUACAUACGUGUGAGAUGCCUAAAAGUAUGUUUGUCAUGGGGAGCGUGUUUGAUUCUAUGCAUGGCCUCAAAUAUCUCAAGUUGUACAAGCAUUCACAAGAUACGGACUCCAGGCUAAAACUGAUCACUUCUAACGUUUCCUCCACUUCCGGUAAUCUUAGGUUACUGCAUUGGGAUGCCUAUUCACUGAGAGCUCUCCCUUUUGUAUUUCCUACGUACUAUCUCGUGGAACUCAUUCUACGUUAUAGCAAUCUUGAAACCCUUUGGGACAAGAAGCCGGAUCUGAGGAAGUUGAGGAAACUAGACUUGUCAGGUUCUAAAAGUCUGCGCAAAGUUUCAGAUCUCUCAAGCGCCAUCCAGCUCGAGGAGGUGAAUAUGGAAGGCUGCACGUCGUUGGAGCAGAUUCCAGCGUCCAUCGGUAGGUUACCUUCUCUAAGAAAACUAAAUCUAUCCAAAUGUGUUGGCCUAAAGAGCAAUGUUGUGGUUAUGAAAGAAUCAACGGACUUUCAAAGAUGCAGCAACAUGCAGUCCCGGCCUGUCGUAUUGGAGUUUCCAGCUGCUAUGGAGACACUAAUACAUCUUACAGAUGUAUCUGUCGAGGGAGAAAUCAGUAUAUUGUUGUCGUCUCUUAAAGGGCAGGCAGGUCACCUCUCUUUUAGUACCGAGAAACAUAUCCCAGAUGAAUCGAUGAUGUUCGCAUCAAAGCUUUACGGUUUCAGAACACUCAACAUCAUGCGGUCUAACUACAGCAAGUGUGGUUCUUCUUUCACAUGCUAUAGAUUUUCAGACUUCCCCAUCUUGACAGAAUUAAAUCUAGUCAACUUGAACAUUUUAGUCAUCCCCGACGACAUUGGUCAGCUGGUUUCCUUGGCGAAACUAGACCUCAGUGGAAAUGAUUACAAGAGCUUACCAACAGCUAUGAGAAACCUUUCCAAGUUAAAGUAUGUUAGGCUUUGUAACUGUCGGGAGCUCAAAGCAUUACCAAGACUACCUCAGGUGGAAACACUCAUACUCUCAGACUGUGUUAACCUCAAGUCAUCUAUGGAAAUAUCUGUAGAGGAAGAGCCGAGCAGGUACAGUUUGCUUGAACUUUCCCUCGACAACUGCAAAAGUGUUGAGUCGCUAUCGGCUCAGCUUGUUCACUUCACCAACUUAAGAGGGUUAGACCUUAGCGGUCAGGAAUUUGAGUCGGUGCCUACGGGGGUUAAAGAUCUACUCUCGCUACUAACUCUCAGCCUUAAUAACUGCAAGAACCUCAAAUCAUUAACAAAUAUCCCACUGAGCCUCAAAUGUCUCAAUGCACAUGGGUGCAAGUCAUUGGAAACUGUUUCGGUUUCCAAAAAUCAUUCUUUAGAGAACGUUGAUCUUGGCCAUUGCUUGCGUUUGAAGUUAGAUACUCAUCUAAUCAGUCAGCUUCAAAUCCAUACAAGCAAUGAGGUAUCAUCACAAUGCGGCUGCUUAUAUCAACCAACAAAGAGCUUCCUAGAAAUCCAUCCCGUGCAGAUUUGUGCAGCCAUUGUGCCUCUCGGUUUUGCUGCCAUUGUCAUGGUGUUAUGUCUUGAUUUGUUGCCGUUUCAUUAAUCUUUCUGGGUGACCUCCAGACCAUAUUACUUACAUCAACCAUUCAAGACAUGCUAUCUUUAUGAGGAAAUAAAACUACUCUUUUGCUUGGUGUUUCGACUUUUUAUUUUAUUUUAGAUGUCUUAAGAAAGGGAAAUAAGGCAGUAAUCAAAUUUUUUUUUAUAGUCAAGAACGAGAUAAUAUUUUUCCACACUGGUCAAGUGGUCCAUCCAUUUGCUUACUGUAUCUUUUGACCCAGUCCGUAUUAAAAACUAAAUUCAUGCAUGA
Messenger RNA from Camelina sativa (false flax), 3497 nucleotides. RefSeq names its product disease resistance protein RML1A-like. Gene Ontology annotation, biological process: defense response; signal transduction. Lineage: Eukaryota; Viridiplantae; Streptophyta; Magnoliopsida; Brassicales; Brassicaceae. Gene Ontology annotation, molecular function: ADP binding. The record is from RefSeq and is a predicted model, not a curated record.